UAACUGGUUUUAGCAUAGAUAAUUGAAUGUACAAUCUUCUUUUUUUUGUUACAGAACGGUUUACACAGUACAGCCCUAAAAACCUUAGGCAAGCAUGGAAUAAGCUGAGCUAUGUGAAUCAUGCAGAAGAUCUAGCCUCCAAACUACUCCAGUGUUUCCCAAAGAACAGAUUGUCAGCACAGGCAGCUCUGAGCCAUGAGUAUUUCAGUGAUCUGCCCCCUCGGCUAUGGGAGUUAACUGAUAUGUCUUCUAUUUUUACUGUACCAAAUGUAAGAUUACAAGCGGAGACCGGAGAAAGCAUGAGAGUCUUUGGGAAAAACAAUAGUUAUGGCAAAGGUGUAUCAAACAGCAAACACUGAAGAAUACCUGAGUUUGUAAUAGAUGAUGCAGGUAAGAUGGUUAUUGGGAAGUAUGUCUUUGAAAAU
This is a messenger RNA of Meleagris gallopavo (turkey), 425 nucleotides long. The record is from RefSeq and is a predicted model, not a curated record. NCBI's taxonomy places the organism in Eukaryota, Metazoa, Chordata, Aves, Galliformes, Phasianidae.